UAUUUAAGUUUUUAACAUUUUCUUCUUCUUUUACUAUCAUUUAUUGAAAAAAAUAAACAAAUCUAUAUCCUUAUUUAAUAUUCACAGAUUUUUGUUUCCUCUCUUUGUUAUUAGGUGUUUGAUCAUUGUGAUCAUCGUCUCUUCUUCUUCACAUACUCAUAAAUACCCUUUUCUCAGAAGAUAAGAGUAUUUUGAUUCUGUUGUGUCUGUGACUGUUGUCUUUUGUAAUAACGAGCCAUGUCGGAAACUCAGAACUCGGUUCCAUCUUCCGACAAAAUUGAAGAGACCUUGACGAAGAUGAAAGUGAAUGCAGAGAACAUGGAUGAACCAAGUCUGUAUCCUGAUCGUCCUGGUGAGAGAGAUUGCCACUACUUUCGGAGAACUGGCAAGUGUGGUUACGGAAGCAGCUGCCGUUACAAUCAUCCUGUUACUCAUGUUCCAGAGGCUGUGUUUUAUCAUAGAGAUGAACUGCCUGAGAGGAUUGGUCAGCCAGACUGUGAGUAUUAUCUGAAGACAGGGGCCUGUAAGUAUGGCGCAACAUGUAAAUAUCACCACCCAAAGGACAGGAAUGGAGCUGGACCCGUGCUGUUUAACGCCCUCGGUUACCCUAUGCGACAGGGUGAGAAGUCAUGUCCUUAUUACAUGCAGAAAGGAAUAUGUAGGUUCGGUGUUGCCUGCAAAUUCCAUCAUCCUCAGACUCCUAAUGGAAACCAUACUAUAUAUGGAAUGUCCACCUUUACUUAUACAGGUGGCUUGCCUGGGAUGUCUUUGCCUCCUGCAACAUAUGGAACUAUGGAACGUCCUCAAGUUCCUCACCCUCAGACCUAUGUGCCCUUUAUGGUUGCAUCUCCUCAAGGCUGGUCUACUUACAUGGGUGGAACUAACCCUAUUUAUGAUGUGAAAACUGAGCUUGACUCCAGUUCUGAAAGAGCUGAAUGUAGGUUUUUUAUGAAAACUGGGGCCUGUAAAUAUGGAGAUAGUUGCAAAUACAGUCAUCCAAAAGAAAGGAUGUUAUCAUCAUUACCAAAUCUCUUGAACCCUGCGGUUCUCCCAGCUAGACCAGGACAACCAGCAUGUGGCAACUUCAAGGCCUAUGGGUUCUGCAAGUAUGGAGCAAGUUGCAAGUUUGACCACCCAGUGCCUGUGAACCCGUACAACAACACAGGCUUGACCAUGCCUUCUUCUCCCCCUACUGCUUAUACUCGACCGGUUUCAACUCCAGUGUUGAUCACAUUCCCGCCAAGCCGCUCUGAUUCAACUACUGUAUGUGAUAAACCUGCUGCAGAGAAUCAGAGCUCAGAGGUUGAGAAACAAGACGAUAGUUCGGGUUCAACCACAUUGUCCAAUGAUGCAAACAAUCCAAAUUUAGAGGCUAAGAAAGAGGAGGAUGAUCCUUCACCAGCUGACAACUCAGGAAAGCAGGACUCAUCUGAUAACGCUGCUGCAUGAUCAUGAUCCGAGUUUCUAACCACUCUAAUCAUCUCUCUGCCCUUUUUGUUAAAUUUUUUGGAAGAAGGGCUUGGACAUUUUCUAUCUUUUUUUUUUCUUUCUGGAUUUUUUGAGACUGCCAUGGCUGAAACAAAUAGGAAUUGAACAGUUUUUUUUUUUUUUGGAUCGGUUGAUCAAAUUUGACCUCAAUUUGCAAUUUUCAUGAUGAUCAACCAAUCAGGC
Molecule: messenger RNA, 1671 nt
Organism: Eruca vesicaria subsp. sativa (arugula)
Lineage: Eukaryota; Viridiplantae; Streptophyta; Magnoliopsida; Brassicales; Brassicaceae
Source: the annotation of a GenBank genome assembly